This is a messenger RNA of Penicillium antarcticum, 978 nucleotides long. RefSeq lists its product as uncharacterized. Bases 1 to 978 code for a protein of 325 amino acids. NCBI's taxonomy places the organism in Eukaryota, Fungi, Ascomycota, Eurotiomycetes, Eurotiales, Aspergillaceae. The record is from RefSeq and is a predicted model, not a curated record. The transcript has a single exon.
AUGGGUUCCGAAACCAAUAAUGCAUCGUCCCCAUCCAAACUACUCUUGAAUAUGUCAAAUCUUACCCCAGAUUGUGCGAUUGGGCCCCCUUCUCUGCAGCGUGGGCUCCCUGAAGGCUAUACAACACGUGUCUUUUCCUCAAUCAAACACCUCCAGCAUGAGGUAGCUGUGAUUUUGGAAAUGCUUCAACAGAACCCUAAUGGAAACCAGUGGCUCCUGGUCCUAGGCCUGUCUUCAGAGAAGUUGAAAUGCUUGUGUGAAGAUCACAACAUUCUUGGCGCGAAUUACCGUAUUAUGUGGGAACAGUCGAAUGCCCUGAUCAAAGUCAUCCCAUCAGCCUCUCAUGAACAAAUCACCACGCGGGUAUCAAAACACAUGGAGGGGCAGAUGCGUGCGAUGGGGAUAUCGGAAGACGAUUGGGAUUGGGCUGCGGCUUCAAAAUACCCACCCUGUCCUCCAAACUCGACAAGGACUUCUAUCAGAGGAAAAGAAGGAGACCAAGGAUUGAUCCCACAAAGCAGAAUGUUCAAUCAAGAAGAAAAUUAUGGCUGGCCGACUCUGGUAUUUGAGACAGGGGUUUCGCAAUCGUUAGGGCGCCUACGAGAAGACGCUGAGUGGUGGUUCGCACACUCCGAAGGCGACGUACGAUUUGUGCUUAUCAUUGCUAGGAAACCGACUGUGAUACAUUUCGAGUUAUGGCAACUCGCACCAACUAAUUCUCCUCGCCCACUUUCUCGACACUGCAUUCGAACACUCCGCAGUCAGACCCCCAGCAUGCCUCCUCUAACUCGCCAACCAGCACAGACCCAACAAUCUUACUGCUCUCAGGAAGUCACUGUGACUCCUCAUAGCGUGGUAGGUGCGCCACUUGUUCUGCCAUUCGAGGCUUUAUUCUGUCGAGCCCCUGUGUUCCCCGAGACGGAUAUAUCGAUUCCUGCUUCACGCUUUGAGAUGUUCGCUACCAAUAUAUUUCACUAA